This is a messenger RNA of Amblyraja radiata (thorny skate), 2344 nucleotides long. RefSeq names its product sialic acid-binding Ig-like lectin 13. Lineage: Eukaryota; Metazoa; Chordata; Chondrichthyes; Rajiformes; Rajidae. The transcript is spliced from 10 exons. Gene Ontology annotation, molecular function: sialic acid binding. Gene Ontology annotation, cellular component: plasma membrane. Bases 151 to 1617 code for a protein of 488 amino acids. Gene Ontology annotation, biological process: cell adhesion. The record is from RefSeq and is a predicted model, not a curated record.
ACACCCUCUGGCAUUUCACAGUCUCUGAUAUUCUCCGUCUAAGAUGCGAGUUCACAGCGGACGGAUCAUCCUCACUUGACAUUUGCACGAUUGGAUCUGGCCGCGGGCGGAGAGUUUAACAUUUCCAGGGACGGGCAGAACCAGGCAAAGAUGCAACUCCUCCUGAAGCUGCUUUUCCUCCUGCAUGCAGGAACACAAGGAGUUCCGCUAAUCACAAAUUUGAUCCAGUCACGUCUGGUCAAGGUGUGGAGAGGCGAGUCCGUCACGUUAAACUGUACCUUUAGUUAUAAUGGAAGUGUGAAUGCCUGGCUCCGCGUUUCAUGGCAUCGGACAUCACCUGGAGGGUCUACUGACAACACGAACAACCCGCUCUGCAUUCCUCACCCCCUCUGGGGUGGUUUCAAACACUGUACGGCAUCACUGAAGAUUGAAAAUGUAUCGUUUGGUCACUCUGAUUACAACUACAUUUGUGCGGUGAAUGUACCACAUGUCUUCCCUCCAAUUCAUGAAAAGGGCCAAGGAACACGAAUACAGGUUUAUGAUCUUCCAGAAAUGUAUAUACGGAGUGAUACUUUGGUUGCUGGUCAUGAAUCCACUCUAAACUGCUCUGGCAAGGGAUUGUACGACAAGGAUAUCUCCUUCACAUGGACAUGCACCUCUACAAAUAUCACUGCACCAACUUUUGAAACAGACAGGAAUGGCACACUAGUUGCCACCAGUCAUUACAAGAUUGUCCCAAGAGUGGAAGACAAUGGAACUGUUUGCAGUUGUCAGAUUUAUCAUUCCGUUUUUGGACGGCCAGUUGUAAAUACGAUCAAACUAAAUAUUAUGUAUGGACCACAAGAUCUAUUAAUAACAUACAGGUUGAAAGCAGUGGAUACUUUUCGACUGAUCAAUGAUAACAUCAUCUUUGUUGCUGCUGAUUCAUUCCUGGAACUGAAUUGUCGCGUAGAUAGUAAUCCGGUCUCCACUGUUUUCUGGACAAAUGCCACGGAGAAUCAUAAUGUAACGUUGCAAACUGGAGUCGGGUUCAACAGUUCAAAAGAAUGGACACGUUUCCAACGUAAAGAUGAAGGAAUGUAUUGGUGCAUGGCAAAAAACGGCUACGGCUGGAGAAACAGAAGUAUCUCGAUAAACACAAAACAGAAAGAUUAUCCUUUUCUUUAUGCUCUGGUCCUGAUCCCCCUAACUACUGCCAUGAUUUUGGCAAUAAUAUAUGUUUGUCUGAACUGUAAGAGGCAACGGAAAGAUCCAGUCAAUGUAACCAUUGAGCUGAGUCCUGAAAACAUGCACAGGGAUGCAAACUGCAACAAGGAGUUAGAUACAAUAUAUGCAGUGGUCAGGAAGAAUGGCCCACCAAUCAGCAGACCGUAUUCAACCGAGGUUGCAUUUGUUAAUGAAGGGAACAGUGAAGAAGAAGUGUCCUAUGCGGACAUUGUUAUCCACAGUCCAAAACAACGCUACAACCAAAAAGCCAAGCAAAUUUGCGACGUAAUGGAGAAAAAUGCCAAAAAAACGUUACCGUAUGUUUACAGCUCAUCUCCUCGCCAUCAUGUUGAUGAUACAUCUGAAUAUUCUGUGGUGCGAGUUUCACGUCAAGACUUGAGGACUGUGUGACCUUGAAAUUAGUUCUCAGCUACUUUGUAGCCUCAGGAAUGAACUACUCACAAGUGGUUUCACAGAGCGACAUGGAGGACGAGCAUCUGGGAACUGAGUGGCCAACACCAAGACUACCGUGCUCAGCAAUAGACUUCAUCGCUUUAUAAUUCUUCCUAUGGACAAGAGUCAAUUGUUCACUUUUCUUAGGUGUUAGAUAUCCUUAAGGAGUCAAACGUUUUGUCAGGCAUAUUUUAGUCCCAGUUUUGUUUUUCUCUUGCAAAAGACAAAAUUAUUUGGUGGCUGAACUUCUUUAGGAGCUGGCAGCUCCAGGAGUAACUCAAUAAGUUGACCAUUUUCUCAAGGGUCUAAAAAUGCAAUUUCUCUGGUGCUUAAAUCGGGAUGUUCCGUUGACCGAAGACAACUGUAAACUGUCUUUGCCCAUCACAUGUGGAGUUUACAUGAAGAGGUAUUGGACAUUCAUCUGACUUUUGCAUGCAGUCCAGGCCUGGGCACAAAAACAACGGUCGCUGACCUCCCAUCCUGCAGAGAUCAGUACAGGACGACUGCAAUCCUUAUACUUCAGCUCCAGGCUGGACUGUGAGCUCACACUGAAAUAUAAUUGAGCUGAUGAGAAACAUUAACACAGCCAAGCUGCUGUAGUGAACAGUAAAAUUAUUUGCAUGUAUUCUUCUGUUUGAAUGUACAAGUCUAUACAUUAAAAUUGUGAAGAGAAACUUGAAUUCUA